This is a messenger RNA of Aethalodelphis obliquidens (Pacific white-sided dolphin), 4908 nucleotides long. RefSeq names its product leucine rich repeat neuronal 1 (gene LRRN1). Gene Ontology annotation, molecular function: protein binding. Gene Ontology annotation, cellular component: extracellular matrix. The record is from RefSeq and is a predicted model, not a curated record. The transcript has 2 exons. NCBI's taxonomy places the organism in Eukaryota, Metazoa, Chordata, Mammalia, Artiodactyla, Delphinidae. The coding region runs from base 1956 to 4106 and encodes 716 amino acids.
CUAAAUAGUUUGGUAGAAAUUAGUAGCUCUUAAACCUGUGCUUAUACUCAGAGAUGUUAAUACAUUACUAUUUUAGACAGGUUAUUAUAGAAAGCUGAAAUCAUCUGAGGAUGCUUUUAUGUUACUAAUGCCAAGGAAGUGUUAUUAAUCAAAAAGUAUUCAUUAAAUGCAUGUAGAAUAUCCAGUGCUAUUAGCAGGGUGAUGUGGAGGAAUGAAAAAAGUGUACAAGGUGUUAUUUCCAUCCCAGAUAAGCUUUGAGAUUCAUUGGGGAAACAGAAUGAAUAGAGACGAGACAAAAUAAUUAAGUGAUCAACUGUGGAAAUUCCACAACAAUAGAAAAAAAGAGGGGCUCGGAUGAGAUGGGUCUGGGUUUGAAUUUCAACGCUAUCACAUACUAGCUGUGUGAUCUUGGUUAAAAGACUUAACUUGUCUGAUCCCCCAAGCUGUCUCAUCUGUAGAAUGGAGGAGUGAUAUGACCCCACAGGGUUGCUCUGAAGAUGUGUGGGAAAGCUCUUGCUAUAAUGCUUAGAACAUGACAGUCAUUUACUUCAGUCACUUGGCAAAUAUUGACAGCAUCACCUCUGUACAGAUCUUUUUGUGUGAGCUGGGGAUACAGUGGUGAGCAAAACAGAUGAAAUGCAGUCCCCUCCUAUGUGGGGCUUGCCUUCUGAGGGGGGAUAAAAGCAUUAAUCCGAUUAUCACACAAGGAAAUGUAAAAGUAUGGCUGUGUUAAGUCCAGUGAAAGAGAAGUUCAUGAGGCCAGAAUAGAACAUUACAUGGAGGCUUCUAAGAGAAGACCUGCCUCAAGAAGUGACAUUUCAACCAAAAUCCCAAGCAUAAGUGAGAAUUAGCCAGGCAGUGGGGUGCAGGGGGGAGCUUUGUAAGCUAAGAUUUGGAGGUUGGAAGAAACUCGAUGGGUUUGAGAAACAGAAGACCCGUGAGGCUUAGAAUAGAGCAAAAGGGAGGCCAUUAAUCUCAGACCUUCCUUUCCCCCUUCCUCGAAAGUACACGAGUUCAGACAAGACAGAUUAUUAUGAAGUUCCGCAAAGGGGGGAGUUUGCAUUAUGUACAGAAGGGAUGGGAUGUGUUGAAUCUAGUCAUGAAAAGGGGAAGAGAACAGAAGGCUUGAAUUCCUGGAGAGAAGAAUUGCAGGAGUAAGGGUUCAGGUGCCUGAGCUGGCUGAGUGGCAUGCCAAUGCCUUGACAUAUUUGGACUGACAUACCAAGACUAAGAGCUAAAAAGCACAGGAGGAGAAAGUCUCUCCUUCCUUUCUGUGUGGUCUUGGGCAUGUUACUUAACUUUUCCACCUCUUGGUUAAAGAUAAAAUGUAUGUGAGAGUGACACAGUGUCUAGUAAGCUAAUACACAUUCUUUUAUUUCCUGCUCUCCAUUGCCUUCCCCCCACCCCGUAAUACAUGUCCUUUUAUUGUAGAUGAACCCCUGAUUAAGACACUAGCUAACUGACAACACAUCAACUGUGUUGCCCACAGAUGUAAAUUUUUAAAUACUAGUUUAGGGUUAUCUUAAAACCCUCUUGCUUGGUAUGCAAAUGUUUCAUGUGUGGAAUAUCAUUCUUGUUCCUGGUCUCCAUCAUGUAAAUUGCACUUAGCCACAUCUGGCCGGGUGUUAACAUGAAAGACGUGACUGAUGUUGAGUGUUCAAGAUCCUCCAAGAGAUUUAGAUGGCACAUCUCCAGACUGUGAUUUGGCUGAAAUAACUUAUGCCACAGAGCUGUGCGCAUGCCUGGAAUUGAGAGACACAGGUAAAAGACUCCAAACUGUUUCCUGCCUUUCAAAAACUCCAGGAAACCAUCCCUUCAGACUCUGGAAUUCUGCACAUCUCAACAGAGACCUUGCUUGAAUGUUUACAUUUUCUGCUUGCUGUCCUUCAUACCGCUAUACAGUGUUCACCUUUUGUUAACGAUUGUCAGGAGUCGAGCUUGCUCAGCAAGCCAGCAUGGCUAGGAUGAGCUUUGCUUUAGCAGUUUGCCGAAUGGUGCUGAGCUUGCUGAUGACUUCAUUAACUGGGUCUUCCCUACAAAAUAGCGAGUGUCCACAACUUUGUGUAUGUGAAAUUAGGCCCUGGUUUACCCCGCAGUCAACAUACAGAGAAGCCACCACCGUUGAUUGCAAUGAUCUCCGCUUAACAAGGAUUCCCAGCAACCUUUCUAGUGACACUCAAGUGCUUCUCCUACAGAGCAAUAACAUCGCAAAGACCGUGGAUGAGCUUCAGCAGCUCUUCAACCUGACUGAGCUAGAUUUCUCCCAAAACAACUUUACGAAUAUUAAGGAGGUAGGGCUGGCAAACCUGACCCAGCUCACUACUCUGCAUUUGGAGGAAAAUCAGAUUACGGAAAUGAAUGAUUUUUGUCUGCAAGAUCUCAGCAACCUUCAAGAACUCUACAUCAACCAUAACCAGAUUAGCACUAUUUCUGCUAAUGCUUUUUCAGGCUUAAAAAAUCUUUUAAGGCUCCACCUAAACUCCAACAGGUUGAAAGUGAUAGAUAGCCGCUGGUUUGAUUCAACACCCAACCUGGAAAUUCUCAUGAUUGGGGAAAACCCCGUGAUUGGAAUUCUGGAUAUGAACUUCAAACCCCUCUCAAAUUUGAGAAGCUUAGUUCUGGCAGGAAUGUAUCUCACUGAUAUUCCUGGAAAUGCCUUGGUGGGCUUGGAUAGCCUAGAGAGCCUGUCGUUUUAUGAUAACAAACUGGUCAAAGUCCCUCAACUUGCCCUGCAAAAAGUUCCAAAUUUGAAAUUCUUAGACCUCAACAAAAACCCCAUCCACAAAAUCCAGGAAGGGGACUUCAAAAAUAUGCUCCGGUUAAAAGAACUGGGAAUCAACAAUAUGGGGGAACUUGUCUCUGUGGACCGCUAUGCCCUGGAUAACUUGCCUGAACUCACAAAGUUAGAAGCCACCAAUAACCCCAAAUUAUCUUACAUCCACCGCUUGGCUUUUCGAAGUGUCCCUGCCCUAGAAAGCUUGAUGUUGAACAACAAUGCCUUGAAUGCCGUUUACCAGAAGACAGUAGAAUCCCUUCCUAAUUUGCGUGAGAUCAGUAUCCACAGCAAUCCCCUGAGGUGUGACUGUGUUAUCCACUGGAUUAAUUCCAACAAGACAAGCAUCCGCUUCAUGGAGCCCUUAUCCAUGUUCUGUGCCAUGCCGCCCGAAUAUAGAGGGCAGCAGGUGAAGGAAGUUUUAAUUCAGGAUUCAGGUGAACAGUGCCUCCCAAUGAUAUCUCAUGGCACAUUCCCAAAUAAUUUAAACAUGGAUACUGGCACAACAGUUCUCCUAGACUGUCGGGCCAUGGCCGAGCCAGAACCUGAAAUUUACUGGGUCACUCCCCUUGGAAAUAAGAUAACUGUGGAAACGCUUUCAGAUAAAUACAAACUAAGUAGUGAAGGUACAUUGGAAAUAUCUAACAUACAAACUGAAGACUCAGGAAGAUACACCUGUGUUGCCCAGAAUGUUGAAGGGGCAGACACUCGAGUGGUGACAAUUAAGGUUAAUGGAACCCUUCUGGAUGGUACCCAGGUGCUGAAAAUAUAUGUCAAGCAGACAGAAUCUCAUUCCAUUUUAGUGUCCUGGAAAGUUAAUUCCAAUGUCAUGACGUCAAACUUAAAAUGGUCAUCUGCCACCAUGAAGAUUGACAAUCCCCACAUAACAUAUACUGCCAGGGUCCCGGUAGAUGUUCACGAAUACAACCUAACACACCUGCAGCCUUCCACAGAUUAUGAAGUGUGUCUCACAGUGUCCAAUAUUCAUCAGCAGACUCAAAAGUCAUGUGUUAAUGUCACAACCAAAAAUGCCGCCUUCGCGCUGGACAUUUCUGAUCAAGAAACCAGUACAGCCCUUGCUGCAGUUAUGGGGUCCAUGUUUGCCGUCAUUAGCCUUGCAUCCAUUGCUGUGUACAUUGCCAAAAGAUUUAAGAGGAAAAACUACCACCAUUCAUUAAAAAAGUAUAUGCAAAAAACCUCUUCAAUCCCACUAAAUGAGCUGUACCCACCACUCAUUAACCUCUGGGAAGGUGACAGCGAGAAAGACAAAGAUGGUACUGCAGACACCAAGCCAACCCAAGUUGACACCUCCAGAAGCUAUUACAUGUGGUAACUCAGUGGAUAUUUUGCUUCUGGUAGUAAGGAGCACAAAGACAUUUUUGCUUUAUUCUGCAAAAGUAACAAGUUGAAGACUUUUGUAUUUUUGACUUUGCUAGUUUGUGGCAGAGUGGAGAGGAUGGGUGGAUAUUUCAAAUUUUUUUAGUAUAGCGUAUCGCAAGGGUUUGACACAGCUGGCAGCGUCUCUAGGCUUCCAGUUUGUGUUUGGUUUUUAUUCUCAUCAUUAUUAUGAUUAUGAUUUUGUUUUAUUUGUUGUGCUAAACUCAAUAAUGCUGUUCUGACUAAAUGCUAAAUAAAAUGAUUAAUGACAGGUUGGGGUUCCCCUGUGCUUUUACCAGUAGCAUGACCCCUUCUUCUGAAGCCAUGAGCAGACAGUACCAUGUCCUCCAAAAAGCUAACACACAGUUGUGAAGCAGCAUUGAACUUUUUGCAGCAAUUUGGUCUACAGACUUGUAACUGGAGAAGCUAAGGCUAGACUUGUUACCUUUGUUGAAUGAUGUUAGUUGACUGUACUGUAAUGUUGUAUCAACUGAAUUGAAUGUUUGCUUUUGAACAACAACUUUUUUUUUUUGUAAUAGUUAAAAGGCUUAGAACAAGCUAACAGGCAAUAGAAAUAUGUAUAUCAGAUUUUUUAAUGUAACUAACUACAUGUUAAUUGUUACCUUAUUCUUUUUAUCUUUAGUAGACACUUUUAAAAGACAAUAAUUUUGUUGUGUUUAACUCACCAACAUGUGGUGUAUAAUGAAGACAGAACUAUAUAAUAAAUUAGUUUUGUUCUGAUUUUUUUAGAACACUUG